Molecule: messenger RNA, 1356 nt
Organism: Sebastes umbrosus (honeycomb rockfish)
Lineage: Eukaryota; Metazoa; Chordata; Actinopteri; Perciformes; Sebastidae
Product: mucin-6-like
Exons: 11
Coding region: 1-1356 (451 amino acids)
Source: RefSeq, a predicted model, not a curated record
AUGGGUUCUGUGGAUGUCACUUUGACAGCCGAUUCAGAGAAGUUAAACCCAGGAACCUGCCUCAAAGAAGUCUGUGAUAAACAUGCAGUCGCCAGUACUGUCAGUUCAUGUGGAGCCAAGGAGGUUUGCCAGGACAACGUCAAAUGCGGGAUUCAGCACAACGACACCAUUGACAGUUCGAUCAACUGCAACCGCUCAACUGAACACUGUAAUCUCAUGAGGCAGGCACCUUUCACUGCUUGUCACGACCGCAUUGACCCAGAGCCGUACAUAACCGCCUGCACAAACACUUUGUGCAAUUACCCGGCGGUGGACGGUCUCAACUGCCAGUUGUUGGAGGCUUAUGCCAAGGCCUGCAGUCUGAAGGACGUCACACUGAAGAACUGGAGGUCAACGGUUGGCUGCUUUGCUGCCAGCCAGGUUGACCUCAAUCUGUCUGACCCACAAAACAUUGUUACUGGACAUGUGAACAUCAGCACGUGUCCCAUCACCUUCUAUGGACGCACAUACUCAAUGCUGGAUCUGUUGAUCCAAGAUUCAGUUCUUUCAGUUUGUUUCAAAAAUGACGCAGCUGAAAACGCAACAGCCUGUCUUUCCGUGGGUGAUAACGGCAAUGCAACCAAAGUUGGUUGGGGGAUAAAAACUACCUCUACGGACAGGUCAGAUAUUAUUAAAGGUUCCGAGCUGCCACAGUUGGUGUCCUCUUCACAAUGCCAUAUUGCACUGAAGACCAACGGACCAGAUGGAGACUAUGCGGAGUUAAAGUUGUUCAACUUUGGGGCACAAACAGCUGCUGGUGCCGUUUUGAUGAUUUCCGAUCAUUUUAGCAUGAGUGCAAUGGUCGAUGACUCAACUGUGGAUUCAUGGGCAAUUUCUAAAGCUGUAUUGAAUGGAAGCGAAUUUUUCAUGGACUUGAGCGGAUGCAGACUCUCAGAUGUCACUUUGGCAGCCGAUUCAGAGAAGUUAAACCCAGGAACCUGCCUCAAAGAAGUCUGUGAUAAACAUGCAGUCGCCAGUACUGUCAGUUCAUGUGGAGCCAAGGAGGUUUGCCAGGACAACGUCAAAUGCGGGAUUCAGCACAACGACACCAUUGACAGUUCGAUCAACUGCAACCGCUCAACUGAACACUGUAAUCUCAUGAGGCAGGCACCUUUCACUGCUUGUCACGACCGCAUUGACCCAGAGCCGUACAUAACCGCCUGCACAAACACUUUGUGCAAUUACCCGGCGGUGGACGGUCUCAACUGCCAGUUGUUGGAGGCUUAUGCCAAGGCCUGCAGUCUGAAGAACGUCACACUGAAGAACUGGAGGUCAACGGUUGGCUGCUGUAAGAUUCAGUUUGACUUUUAUUAUUAA